Messenger RNA from Medioppia subpectinata, 813 nucleotides. Lineage: Eukaryota; Metazoa; Arthropoda; Arachnida; Sarcoptiformes; Oppiidae. The record is from the annotation of a GenBank genome assembly.
GUUCGCUAUCCGAGUGGUGUUGAAGUAAAUCUGGGCAAUGAGUUGACACCAAAGUCUGUAAAGAACGAGCCGGUGGUGGACUGGCCUGUAGUGGAGGGCGCCUACUAUACCCUCGUGAUGACUGACCCGGACGUGCCGUCCAGAGUGUCGCCCACAGCCGACGCUCAGGUGAAACACUGGUUGAUCGUCAAUAUACCGGAAAAUCAGGUGUCGAGCGGGGAAUCGUUGGCCGUAUACCGCGGUUCGGGACCACCGCUCGGCUCAGGCCUUCACCGGUAUGUGUUUCUGGUGUACAAACAGCUGAAACCGAUUGUCCACUCGGAGACAAUACUGCCGACACCGGGUCGGGAGGGGAGGACCGGAUUCAAAGUGCGUGACUUCGCCCAGAAGUACAAGUUGGGCGAACCCAUUGCCGCCAACUUCUUCGUCGCCCAAUACGACGAUUACGUCGGACUCAGGAAUGCGAGGGCUAAGAGUGGGGCCAAACCCACAGUCGCCCCAACCACCAGAGCGGCACCGAUAGAGACAACACCGACAACAACAACGCCACCGCCUGAACCAGUGAUUGAGCAACAAAUGGAGAUUGAAGAGGAAGUGAUGACCGAUAGUCCGCCGCCAACAGAGCGGCCGACGCGGACCAGAACCCGGUCACCGAUGAAAGGCAACAGACGGUCACAGCUGCGGGACUGGACCUGGACGGGCAGCGAUUGGGCGCGCAAAGUGGCCAAAAAACCCAAGUUCCCACAAAUGAUCUGCAUGAAUUACGAUACUUAUAAAUCUAUACAAAGUGUCCUUGGUCUGCCUAAGAAUUAG